Bolinopsis microptera is the source of this 1619-nucleotide messenger RNA. RefSeq names its product gamma-butyrobetaine dioxygenase-like. Lineage: Eukaryota; Metazoa; Ctenophora; Tentaculata; Lobata; Bolinopsidae. The record is from RefSeq and is a predicted model, not a curated record. Gene Ontology annotation, molecular function: oxidoreductase activity. Gene Ontology annotation, cellular component: mitochondrion. The transcript has 2 exons. Gene Ontology annotation, biological process: carnitine biosynthetic process. Bases 56 to 1303 code for a protein of 415 amino acids.
GAUUACAAAAUUAAAAUAAAUUUAGCGCUCAUCCUAGUAACUUAAUCCAGGCAGAAUGUUAUCACGAUUAGCGCGGCUGAGAUCACACUCUACCCUCCAACCACAGUUGACAAGACUCAUCAGUGAUGCAGUGGUUACGGAAAAGGGAAUAAGUUUUGACGGAAGAGACUUGCUGCAUAUUGAGACCCGUCACAUGUGCAAAUGCGAAGCCUGUUUUGGGAAAAUCGCCCACCAGCGCCUGGAUCUACCUUUAAGUGGGAGCUUGUCCCCGGGAAUCAAAGUGGAGGAGAUUGGUAGAAUGUCAAAGCAUUAUCUUGGAUUGAAGUGGAGUGAUGGACAUGAGGGACUAAUUGCGCGGACCUUGAGGGGAGACUACGGACCUAACCCCAUACACUCUCGUAUGGAUAAGUUGCUAAAUCUCACGAGGAGGAAGAACUCAGAACAGAAAUUCUGGGCUGAAACAGACGCGGAAGUUACAAAACCUUGGGAUUACUCCUGGGUAAUAAAGGACGUUGAUAACACCAGAGAGUUCCUGACCCACUACAUGAGAUACGGUAUCGCGUUCCUGAAAGGUAUACCGGCUGAAAAGGGCAUGUUGGACGUCGUAGAGGAUGGUCUUAAAAUGAGACCUAUGCGGACCACGUUUUACGACACAGUAGAUAUCGUGAGCUUCAAACCGGACGCUAACAAUUUAGCAUACAGCAGCGGGCAUCUGGGGCUCCACCUCGACCUACCUUACUAUUAUCAGACUCCACACAUGCAGUUCUUCCACGUUAUGGAGAACACAGUUGAAGGUGGCGAGGGUAUUUGGACAGACUCCUUCUCAGCGUUCAGAAAAAUGUCAGAAGAGAGGCCCGACCUUCUGGAAGUGUUGAAAACUGUUCCAGUGACCUACAGGUACACGCCACCAGGGACAGGAAUAUUCCAGAUGAGUCACCAGAAUGUGUUCAACAUGCUGGGGCAAGAUAUUAUGCAGACCGUUGAUCAUCCGUUCUGCCUGGAUUCGGCCAUGUUUACCCGUUUCACGGACACGGGAACCAGAGAGAAGUGGUGGGAAGCGUACACGUACUACAGAGGAAUAGUGGAGGAUCCUAGUAGGUGGGCAACAAAGAGACUGAACGCGGGAGAGGUUGUCAUCACGGAUAAUUGGAGAGUCUACCACGCUCGAAGGGCGUUCAGAAAGACAGCUCCCGAACAAGAGAGGGUAGUUGGUACUGCAUACCUCGACUGGCAGCAUAUGGUCAACAGAGUCCUCUCACCAGAAAAAGGAAUCCCAUUAUUCUUAGAGGUUGACCAACACUGAAGAGCCAGCGAUUUAAUAAUUGCAGCUUAAACUGUUUACAGGCAUCAGCAGCACACUUGGCUUGUCACAACUUUAUCAUUGAGCUUGAUUAGCAUUGAGUAAGACUAAAUUGCAUGAUAUUGUAAAUAGUUAUCCAGCGUUUAGAUGUAAUCGAGAUCAAUGUAUAACAAUGUAUAACAAUGUAUAACAAUGUAUAACAAUGUAUAACAAUGUAUAACAAUGUAUAACAAUGUAUAACAAUGUAUAACAAUGUAUAACAAUGUAUAACAAUGUAUAAUUAUAAUUUUAAUUAAAUUACACAAUUUGAAGAGAGAUG